AUGAAGCUCCCAUCCCUCUUAACCUGCUCAUCUGUCACGCUUGUUGGCCUCGUCGGCAUGGCGACUGCCGACGCUGUGUGCGCCCGCAAUAAUUAUGCGCUCGAAAAGAAGUGGGUAGUCACCAUCGCCCCGGUGCCGAAAGACCAAGUCGGACCCACCUGUCACGAGCUCUGGAAGGGCCUCAAGCGACAGUGGCUGCUGUGCAUGGUUAUGUCGCCCCACGGCUGCGAAGAGUAUUAUAACGACAAGGGACAUCUUGGUCCAGUCGGGAACGGCCUUCAGUGGGUCUUCACCACGGGUCUCCUCUGCAACGCUGGCAUGGUUGAAUCUGCAUUCUGGGAGGCGACCCACAACAACCACGGGGCAGUUGAUUGCCCCUGA
Messenger RNA from Diaporthe batatas, 381 nucleotides. RefSeq lists its product as uncharacterized. The transcript has a single exon. Bases 1 to 381 code for a protein of 126 amino acids. NCBI's taxonomy places the organism in Eukaryota, Fungi, Ascomycota, Sordariomycetes, Diaporthales, Diaporthaceae. The record is from RefSeq and is a predicted model, not a curated record.